Messenger RNA from Lathyrus oleraceus (garden pea), 989 nucleotides. RefSeq lists its product as uncharacterized. The coding region runs from base 299 to 793 and encodes 164 amino acids. The transcript has 2 exons. The record is from RefSeq and is a predicted model, not a curated record. Lineage: Eukaryota; Viridiplantae; Streptophyta; Magnoliopsida; Fabales; Fabaceae.
AAUAUAGAAUAGUACACCGAUGAGUAAAUGAGAGCAAGGUGGCUACAUAGUCCAACGACUUCACUUUCUUUAUCCCACCGACCUAGCUUCGUGUCAAGAGUCGUAUCCUAUACAAACCCCUUUAACUCUGCAUUCUCUCAACUUUAUUGGCUUAAUAAAUUGUUGGUGACAAUAGCUUUGAAGUUCGUGUAAUUAUAUUAGUUUCUAUUAAAUUAUUAAUAUUAGUAUUCUAUAUAGUGAUUAUCUAUGUAGUUUGAAAGAACAAGAUUCACAACAAGCCACAACAUAAUUAGGUGCUAUGGAAGACGGUGUAACUGAAGUUCCUCAAACACAACAAGUUGAAAAGGUGAAAGACAAAGACACUAAUGGUGGUGGUAGUGGUGGUGGAGGUGUUAUUAACAACUUUAUCUCUACUCUUAUAACUCCUUUGAGUCCAAGAAUUGAGAAAUUUACUACUCCUCAAGAUGGAGGUGGAAAUGGGGUGUUUGAGAAAGAGGUUGAUCUCAAUGGCGGUGGUGGAAGAAAAGGGGUUAUCAACAACCUUGUUUCUAAUCUCUUUCAUAGAAGUGAAAAAAAUGAACAAGGUGUGGUGGAAAAGGAAGAUGAAGAAAUCAAAGCUGAUGAGAAGAAUAAAAGAUUGAAGACAGAGAAUGAAGUUAAUGGUGGCGGUGGCAGUGGCGGUGGAGGUUUUAUUCAUGACAUUGUUUCUCAUUUGCCUACUUCAAUCCCAGAUGAUGCGGCUCCAACAGCGGAUGAGGCUGCUAUUUUGAUUAACUCUCUUGUUCGUGACUAAGCAGAGAGAUCAAUUCCUUUAAGAUCAUAAUGGGAUUCUUUAGCAAUGUUUUGUGUGUUUUUUUCCCUUCGAUUCUUCGUAUUUGCAAUGAUUUGUGUAGUUGUUUAUUUUUGGGGAACUUUUGUACUAUGCCUCAGUUUGGACUCUUCAUGUUAUGUUUGUCAUUUUUAACCUUAGUAAUCUUUUGUCUAAAUCA